This is a messenger RNA of Salvia splendens (bonfire salvia), 562 nucleotides long. RefSeq lists its product as uncharacterized. The record is from RefSeq and is a predicted model, not a curated record. Bases 134 to 412 code for a protein of 92 amino acids. Lineage: Eukaryota; Viridiplantae; Streptophyta; Magnoliopsida; Lamiales; Lamiaceae. The transcript is spliced from 3 exons.
ACUCUCCAUCUCUAUUUCUCACAUUUACCGCGAUUUACAGCCGGCCACGCUCUGUCUCCAUUCCUCCUUCGACCUUCUCCAUAAAGAAUUAUUCAAACUCCACAUCGAUUGCGAAAAAUUGGUUAUAACUGCAAUGGCAACUGAACAGACUCCAACUGAGAAUCCCUCAUCCAUAGCUUCUACCCCAGCUGCAGCUUCAUGCCGGAAGAAGAAGAGCGAAAGUGGAACUUUCCUAGAAGAUGUGAAAGAUCACAUUGAUGAAUUCAUCCAUGCUUCAAUGGACGAACACAAAACUUGCUUCCAAAAGACAAUCAAGAAGAUGUUCGGGAUGUCAAAAGCUGUUGCAGAGAAGAACUCUGAGGCCAAGGAAAUUGAAAGUUCUUUGGCUCUUCGAACGACUGUUGCUGAGUAAGGUGUAUUCUGCCCUGCUUUGACAUGAACUUAAUGGAUAUAUUUAGUUGUUGUCAAAAUGUUUUAGAUAUGUGGAAUAAGUCAUCUUUGAGACUGAUACUUGGAAGUUGUUAUUAAACGUGUAUGCUAAUAAAGUUGAACUUAACGUGAA